UUUGGGCGCGCGGCGGAGAGGCGAGGGGAGGCCCGCGCGCGCGCGCCGCAGCCGCCAUGGCCGACGGACAAGUUUCUCUAGCGAAGAAGCACAAGAAAAAAAAAGACCGGAAAGAAUUAGCAGAUGAAGAUGUUGCUGAAAUACAGCACAUGGGUGAAUUCUUCAUCAAGCCUGAAUCCAAAGUGGCUCAGUUGGACACAUCUCAGUGGCCCUUAUUGCUAAAGAAUUUUGAUAAGCUAAAUGUACGAACAACGCAUUACACUCCCCUUCCAUCUGGAUCCAAUCCUCUCAAGAGAGAAAUUGCUGAGUAUGUCAGGACCGGCUUCAUUAACCUCGACAAGCCCUCCAACCCCUCUUCCCAUGAAGUGGUCGCUUGGAUCCGGCGAAUCCUGCGGGUGGAGAAGACAGGACACAGUGGAACUCUAGAUCCCAAAGUGACGGGCUGCUUGAUUGUCUGCAUAGAACGAGCUACCCGCUUGGUCAAAUCCCAACAGAGUGCAGGCAAAGAGUAUGUGGGAAUUGUUCGGCUGCACAAUGCCAUUGAAGGCGAGAUUCAGCUUUCCAGGGCACUGGAAACUCUCACAGGUGCGUUGUUCCAGAGGCCACCGCUCAUUGCUGCUGUCAAGAGGCAACUACGGGUCCGAACCAUCUAUGAAAGCAAAAUGAUCGAGUAUGAUCCUGAAAGGAGAUUAGGUAUCUUCUGGGUGAGUUGUGAGGCGGGUACGUACAUUAGAACCCUGUGCGUCCACCUUGGCUUGCUGCUGGGAGUUGGAGGUCAGAUGCAAGAACUCCGAAGGGUCCGCUCCGGAGUUAUGGGAGAAAAGGAUCACAUGGUCACCAUGCAUGAUGUUCUAGAUGCUCAAUGGCAAUAUGACAAUAACAAGGAUGAGAGUUACCUGAGGCGGGUCAUCUACCCUCUGGAGAAACUCCUGACCUCCCACAAGCGACUAGUCAUGAAAGACAGUGCGGUCAAUGCAAUCUGCUAUGGGGCCAAAAUUAUGCUUCCUGGAGUUCUGAGGUAUGAGGAUGGAAUUGAAGUCAAUCAGGAGAUUGUGGUCAUUACUACCAAAGGCGAGGCCAUCUGUAUGGCCAUCGCCUUGAUGACCACAGCCGUUAUCUCUACCUGUGACCAUGGCAUAGUGGCCAAGAUUAAAAGAGUGAUCAUGGAGAGGGACACAUAUCCUCGCAAGUGGGGCCUGGGGCCAAAGGCAAGUCAGAAGAAACUGAUGAUCAAGCAAGGUCUUUUGGACAAGCACGGCAAGCCCAACGAGAGCACCCCAACAACUUGGAAGCAGGACUACGUGGACUAUAGAGCAACUGUGAAGAAAGAACCAGUAACCCCAGUCACUCCAGUUGCUCCAGUUGAGGUGGCCAAGGUACAGAAGAGAAAGAGGGAGAGCGGAAGUGAAAGUGAUGAGGCAGCUCCAUCCAGCCCAGUUACUCCAAAAUCAGAAGAAAUGAGUAAGAAGGAAAAGAAAAAGAAGAAAAAGGAAAAGAAGGCUAAAGAAGCAGUAGAGAGUGGAGGCGAGUCGAUGGAUGUGGGCAGCGAUAGUACCAAAAAGAAGAAAAAAAAGAAGAGAGCAAAAGAAGCUGACAGUUCCGAGUGAUGGGGAGAGAUCAUCCAUCACUGGAACGUAUUGUCUGUUUGGAUGAAACGAAUUUUGAGGCCUUAACCAAGGGUUCGUUCCCACAGGAAUGGGGAAAGAUGCACCACAGGAAUGGACAAGGAGGUGGCAUGUUUUUUGCUCUGCUACCUAGAUUAUAUAGAGCAUUUGGUGGUGUAGUGCAAAAUGGUCAUCCCCUCAACAUCCUGUUUUAAGGAUCUCUGAGGGGCGGGUGAGAAACGUCCCAUGUGUUGGACAUGUCCGUUCUCCAGUUUAGAGCAGCUGGAGAAAUCUCACAUUUUUUGAAAUACCCUGAGUCAUCCAACUGCUGCAGCCCGUUGUCACUUUUAAAUUUACUGAUAUUUUAUUGCAUUUCCAUUGAAUGGGAGUAUUAAAAAAAGAUCUCACCUGCCUCUCUCUUCUAUUUUAAAAGAUUUGUGAGGUAGAUCUGCAAAGGUUGUGUUUUUGUGUGAGUUCAGUUUAAAUGAGCUGAGUCCCUCACGGAAGGGGAAGAGAAAAGGUGAUGGGCAGCACCAACCAUAUUGUUUCAGGUCAACAAACUAUUACUUUUACAGGUCUUUGCAAGAGUAACGAACCGGUCCGGACUCGUGUAUCGAAAGUGACAAAGCAGUUGUCAUUUUGGAUGAUGAUGUUUCACUGUCACUGUCCUCAUGCUUUGUUCAGAUCGCACCUCCUGGUGGAAAUUGAGGGUCUUUUUUUAAAGAGCCAUUUUAAUGCAUCCUACAGAGCGAAUAGGAAUUUACAUCAGCUUACUCGUAGUUCUGACCACGAUCUCUCCCAAGUGUGUCGACAAGAAUGCACUACUUUUGCAUUUGGGUAAAAUCCUUUAUGUCUGGAACUGUCCAAUGUAAUCCCCUUAGUCUAUUUUUGUUCCUGUCCAAGUCAAGAGGUGGGAAACGGCUAAUAAUGGUUGUCCCAUAUAGGGGGAAAUUGGUUACAAUUUUUGUUUACUUUUUUAUAAAAAAAAUAAAAAACCUAAUUUGUAAAAA
This is a messenger RNA of Ornithorhynchus anatinus (platypus), 2614 nucleotides long. RefSeq names its product dyskerin pseudouridine synthase 1 (gene DKC1). NCBI's taxonomy places the organism in Eukaryota, Metazoa, Chordata, Mammalia, Monotremata, Ornithorhynchidae. Gene Ontology annotation, molecular function: pseudouridine synthase activity; RNA binding. Gene Ontology annotation, cellular component: box H/ACA snoRNP complex. Gene Ontology annotation, biological process: box H/ACA sno(s)RNA 3'-end processing; rRNA pseudouridine synthesis; snRNA pseudouridine synthesis. The coding region runs from base 57 to 1607 and encodes 516 amino acids. The transcript is spliced from 15 exons. The record is from RefSeq and is a predicted model, not a curated record.